Glycine soja is the source of this 1758-nucleotide messenger RNA. Its product is annotated as S-adenosylmethionine synthase 1-like. Gene Ontology annotation, molecular function: ATP binding; methionine adenosyltransferase activity. Gene Ontology annotation, cellular component: cytosol. Gene Ontology annotation, biological process: S-adenosylmethionine biosynthetic process. The record is from RefSeq and is a predicted model, not a curated record. The transcript has 2 exons. NCBI's taxonomy places the organism in Eukaryota, Viridiplantae, Streptophyta, Magnoliopsida, Fabales, Fabaceae. The coding region runs from base 290 to 1474 and encodes 394 amino acids.
UUCUCGGUUAGGGUUGGUGGGUGACUGGCAGUAUAUCCAGUUACAGAAGCACUCUCUUGCAAAUCGCAGUCUCACCGACUCCUUUGAAAUCUAACGGCGACACCUCAGGUUCCGGUGUCCGGUCAUGUGGGGAUUGAUGACUAUAAAUAGCGAGACAGCGUCCUUUGCUGAUUCCCACAGCACAGCAAAGGAGUGAUUUGGAGUUUGGAGCGACUGAACUAAUCAUUGAUUUGCACUCGCUGUUUCAGCUUCAUCACCCUUCUUUUGCAUCAUUUAUAUCUCUUGAGAAAUGGCACAAGAAACCUUUCUAUUCACAUCUGAAUCUGUAAACGAGGGUCACCCCGACAAGCUGUGCGACCAGAUCUCUGAUGCAGUACUUGAUGCGUGCCUUGAACAGGACCCUGACAGCAAGGUUGCCUGUGAGACAUGCACCAAGACCAACAUGGUCAUGGUCUUCGGAGAGAUCACAACCAAGGCCAACGUAGACUAUGAAAAGAUUGUCCGCGACACAUGCCGCAAAAUUGGAUUCAUCUCUGAUGAUGUUGGUCUUGAUGCUGACAAAUGCAAGGUGUUGGUCAACAUUGAGCAACAGAGCCCGGAUAUCGCCCAGGGUGUGCACGGCCACUUCACCAAGCGCCCAGAGGAGGUUGGUGCUGGUGACCAGGGUCACAUGUUUGGGUAUGCCACCGAUGAAACCCCCGAGUACAUGCCCCUCAGCCAUGUCCUUGCAACCAAACUUGGUGCUCGCCUCACAGAGGUUAGGAAGAAUGGCACCUGUGCUUGGUUGAGGCCAGAUGGCAAGACACAAGUAACCGUCGAGUACUACAAUGACAAUGGUGCCAUGGUUCCAGUUCGUGUCCACACUGUCCUAAUUUCCACCCAACAUGAUGAGACUGUGAGCAAUGAUCAAAUUGCUGCGGACCUUAAAGAGCAUGUUAUCAAGCCUGUCAUUCCUGAGAAGUACCUUGAUGAGAAGACCAUCUUCCACCUUAACCCUUCUGGCCGUUUUGUCAUUGGUGGCCCUCAUGGUGAUGCUGGUCUCACUGGAAGAAAGAUCAUCAUUGAUACCUAUGGUGGCUGGGGUGCUCAUGGUGGAGGUGCCUUUUCAGGGAAGGACCCUACCAAGGUUGACAGAAGUGGUGCCUAUAUUGUAAGGCAGGCUGCAAAGAGUGUCGUGGCAAAUGGCCUUGCUAGAAGGUGCAUUGUGCAAGUUUCCUAUGCCAUUGGUGUCCCUGAGCCCUUGUCAGUGUUUGUGGACACUUAUGGAACUGGGAAGAUUCCUGACAAGGAGAUUCUGCAAAUUGUGAAGGAGAAUUUCGACUUCAGACCUGGAAUGAUCACCAUUAACUUGGACCUUAAGAGGGGUGGUCAUAGGUUCCUCAAGACAGCUGCUUAUGGACACUUUGGAAGGGAUGAUGCAGACUUCACCUGGGAAGUUGUGAAGCCACUCAAGUCAGAGAAGCCUCAAGCUUAAGAGUGUUGUUAAGUUAAUCACUCCCUUCAGUGGAUGUCUUGCUGGGUGUGGAUGAAUAAUUUGCGUGUUUCAUGACUACUACUACUACUACUCCAUUCAAUGUCUAAUGCCAUCUCAUCAAUACCUAAACUGUUCGUUUUUUUUUUUCUCCCUAUACUCACAAUUUAUUGUUUGGCUAUGCAAUGUUACUGUGUUGAUGCAAUGGAAAUUUUAUCAGAAUUUUGUCCCAAUUGAUUGCAUUUUGAAAGGGUGAAAAAGACCUCCUCAAUGUAUUUUUAUCUAAA